AUGGCCGAAUCCGCCCCUGCUUCCGUCCCUGCUUCCGCGCCGUCGAGCGUCGUUUCCAGACCUGUCAGCGAGGCUCUGCUCAACGAGAAGUGGGAUCGCUGCUUGUCCAACUUGCUCGUCAAGUCCGCAAUUGGUCUCGGCUUCGGUGUCGUCUUUUCCGUCCUCCUAUUCAAGCGACGAGCCUUCCCUGCCUUCAUUGGCGCCGGUUUUGGCGCCGGCCGAGCCUAUGAGGAGUGCAACGUCAACUUGAAGCAUGCGGCCCGAGACCUGAAGAAGCAAAGUACAUAA
Messenger RNA from Ustilaginoidea virens, 288 nucleotides. RefSeq lists its product as uncharacterized. Gene Ontology annotation, cellular component: MICOS complex; mitochondrial inner membrane; mitochondrion. Bases 1 to 288 code for a protein of 95 amino acids. The record is from RefSeq and is a predicted model, not a curated record. Lineage: Eukaryota; Fungi; Ascomycota; Sordariomycetes; Hypocreales; Clavicipitaceae. The transcript is spliced from 2 exons.